ACACCAGUAGUUUCGUGUUAUCGUCUCGGCUCGACCGAACCGAUCAUCGUCGAGAGAACCGAGUGCAGCGCGCAGCAAAUCGUGGGACUGAUCCAUCGUCCUGUCGCAUGUGUCGUCGUUCGAAGCAUGUCCACUCCGGCAGAGAUGACGGAGACCCUGACGGCGCAGGUGAGCGAGCUGCAGGCACUGCAGUCCGUCUAUCCGAGCGAGCUGACUGUGGCGGACUAUGGGGUUUUGGCUGACAUCAACGAGUACAUCGAGUGCCCCGACCGGGACCCACCGCGAUGGCUGGAGUACGCUAUCGCGGUCCCGUUGAACGGUGGGAGUAUCGAGCUACUGGUGAACUUGCCGACCAACUACCCGAAGGAGCAGCCCGAAGUGUAUGCGAGAGGCUCUUGCUUGGACCGAACGCAGCAGGCGCUGCUGAACAAGGAACUCUCCGUCCUCGUCAAGGCCCAAGAGGCGGGCGAGCCUUGCAUCUAUACCCUGAUAUCGUGGCUGCAGGACAACGCCGAUACUUAUCUCGAGGCUUCCGUGCGUAAUCAAACGGUUAAGCACAGCGACGCGAGUAAAAGCGGCACGGAAGAUCGGGUGCCGGCGGUCUUCUCCAGAUAUUGGAUCUACAGUCAUCACAUAUACGGCAAGUCGAAGAGACAGGACGUGGCUAGCUUGGCGAAAGAGAACUCCAUCACGGGAUUCUGCUUGGCCGGCAAACCGGGGAUAAUUUGUAUGGAGGGAAGUCUGGAAGAUUGCGACUACUGCUGGCAGAGAAUCAGGUCUAUGAACUGGCACAGGAUAUUAAUAAAAUUAUUGGAGAAAGAGGAGGACUGCAACGAUGUGGACAGAAUGCGCAAAUUCACGGACUUCCAAGAAAUCUCCUUUCCCACUACUGAGCGUCACAACGACAUGGGUCAACUUCUCAAAUACCUAACCGAUCGCGAUUGCCAGCACGCGUUCAAGGAGCUUUUUGGAAUAGAAGGGAAAUUCAGCAAAUUUUCGGAUUGAUAAAAUUAUAUAAAAGUAGCAGCGUUAAACAUAUAUCUUGUCUAAUUUCUAUCAAUCUCACGGGAUUUUUGUACGAAUGAUACGUGUGAAAUGUUUUGCUCACCUCUACU
This is a messenger RNA of Temnothorax curvispinosus, 1115 nucleotides long. Its product is annotated as RWD domain-containing protein 2A. The record is from RefSeq and is a predicted model, not a curated record. NCBI's taxonomy places the organism in Eukaryota, Metazoa, Arthropoda, Insecta, Hymenoptera, Formicidae. Bases 127 to 1005 code for a protein of 292 amino acids. Gene Ontology annotation, molecular function: protein binding. The transcript is spliced from 3 exons.